This is a messenger RNA of Aspergillus ruber CBS 135680, 1080 nucleotides long. Its product is annotated as guanine nucleotide-binding protein subunit alpha. Gene Ontology annotation, biological process: G protein-coupled receptor signaling pathway. The transcript has 5 exons. Lineage: Eukaryota; Fungi; Ascomycota; Eurotiomycetes; Eurotiales; Aspergillaceae. The record is from RefSeq and is a predicted model, not a curated record. Gene Ontology annotation, cellular component: heterotrimeric G-protein complex. The coding region runs from base 1 to 1080 and encodes 359 amino acids. Gene Ontology annotation, molecular function: GTP binding; GTPase activity; G protein-coupled receptor binding.
AUGGGUUGUAUGAGCUCCAAGACCGCCGAUCCUGUGGAGAAGGAAGCGGUGCAGCGAAAUGCUAGGAUAGAAAGGGUUCUGAAGGGUGAUAAGAAAAACAUGGACCGGACGAUCAAGAUCCUGCUACUUGGUGCGGGAGAAUCUGGAAAGUCCACAAUCAUCAAGCAAAUGCGCAUCAUUCACGCGGGCGGUUUCCCGGAAGAUGAAAGGCAUCAAACACGCGCCGUCAUCUAUGCCAAUCUGAUCAUAGCUUUCAAGGUCCUGUUGGAUAUUAUGAACGCAGAGCAUAUCAGCUUCGAGCAUGAUUCGACAAAGCCACUGGGCCAGCUCGUCGACAACACAGACCCUGACGUGGGAUCUGAAGAAGCGUUCUCAGAUCUGAAAAUCCGUGACGCCAUGAAAACUAUGUGGAAUGAUGCUGGAGUCCAAAAAGCCGUUGCACGAGGACAUGAGUUUGCUUUGCAUGACAAUCUGCAUUACUACUUUGAUUCGAUUGACCGUCUUUUCAUGCCAGGGUGGUUACCAGACAACCAAGAUAUGCUGCAGGCCCGUCUGCGGUCCACUGGUAUUACGGAAACCCUCUUUGAAUUGGGGCAAAUGAACUUCCGCAUGAUGGACGUUGGUGGACAGCGUUCUGAACGAAAGAAGUGGAUCCAUUGCUUUGAAGGUGUUCAGUGUCUUCUCUUCAUGGUUGCGUUGUCUGGAUACGAUCAAUGUCUGGUGGAAGACCAGAGUGCUAAUCAAAUGCACGAGGCCAUGAUGCUUUUUGAGUCCCUGGCCAAUGGCGAAUGGUUCAAACGAAAACCCAUCAUCCUCUUCCUAAACAAGAUUGAUUUGUUCAAGGGGAAAUUGGAUAUGUCGCCAGUGGCCAAACAUUUCCCCGAUUUCACCGGCUCGAAUACCGAUUUCGAUGCGGCUGCACGGUACUUUGCCGAUCGAUUCCGUGGUAUCAACCGGAUACCUGAUCGUGAGAUCUACAUUCAUUACACGAACGCCACCGAUACGACAUUGCUCAAGGCUACCAUGGACUCAGUCCAAGAUAUGAUUAUCCAGAAGAAUCUCCAUACCCUGAUACUCUAA